Messenger RNA from Chrysochloris asiatica (Cape golden mole), 1641 nucleotides. It is a transcript of the gene ZKSCAN4, whose product is annotated as zinc finger with KRAB and SCAN domains 4. Gene Ontology annotation, biological process: regulation of transcription by RNA polymerase II. Gene Ontology annotation, molecular function: RNA polymerase II cis-regulatory region sequence-specific DNA binding; DNA-binding transcription factor activity, RNA polymerase II-specific. The transcript has 5 exons. Lineage: Eukaryota; Metazoa; Chordata; Mammalia; Afrosoricida; Chrysochloridae. Bases 1 to 1641 code for a protein of 546 amino acids. The record is from RefSeq and is a predicted model, not a curated record.
AUGGCAAGAGAAUCGAGGGCAAGGUCAGCCCUGUAUGCCCAGUCUACAGAGGAGAAGACGGGGCUCCUGACGGUGAAGGUGGAAAAGGAGGAGGCCUCCACCUUUGCCGAGGACGCCCGUUUGUCCGGCAGCCCCCAACUGGGCCCCGAGCACUCCCGCCAGCGCUUCCGGGGUUUCCGCUACCCUGAGGCUGCAGGGCCCCGUGAGGCAUUGCGCCGGCUCCGGGAGCUCUGCCGACAAUGGCUGCAACCUGAGAUGCACAGCAAGGAACAGAUCCUGGAGCUGCUGGUGCUGGAGCAGUUCCUGACCAUCCUGCCUGGGGAGCUGCAGAGCUGGGUGCGGGAGCAGCAUCCCGAGAGCGGGGAGGAGGUGGUGGUUCUGUUGGAAUAUUUGGAGAGGCGGCUUGGUGACCCGAGGCUGCAGUUCACAGCUCGUGACCCUGGGCAAGAGCUGCUCUGUUUCAAGACAGCACUGUCGACAAGAACCCGCGGGUCUCGAAGUAGCCAAUUUCAGCUGAUGAAGGCUCUGCUCAAGCAUGAACCUCUGGGAUGCCAACCCUUACAAAACAGAGUUCUUCAAGUUCCUGGUCUUGCUCAGGGAGGAAGCUGCAAAGAAGACACAGAGGCAGCUGCCAGGCUCAUUCCAGAGUCCCAGGGCCUGCUGAAAGUGAAAGAUGUGACUCUGACCCUUCCCCCUGCAUGGGCACAGCUGGACUCAUCUCAAGCAAACCUCUACUUAGAUGAGAGACAAGAGGACAGUGGCAACCUCAUCUUGGGUGGUGAAAUACAGACUAAGAUCAGAGACUUGUCUCCUGAUGAGGAGCAUCUAGUACAAGAGCCUGGGGAGAGCCCAUACUACCUGGGUGAAGACAUCGCCCAGAUUCCUCCAUGUGCAGAAGCUGGCGGACAGGAGGGCAGGUUACACAGAAAGCAGAAAAUUACCAUAGGAAGUAGGCGACACUACUGCCAUGAGUGUGGAAAGAGUUUUGCUCAGAGUUCAGGCUUGACUAAGCAUAGAAGAAUCCACACUGGAGAGAAGCCCUACGAAUGUGAAGAUUGUGGCAAGACCUUCAUCGGGAGCUCUGCCCUUGUCAUUCAUCAGCGAGUUCACACUGGUGAGAAGCCCUAUGAGUGUGAAGAAUGUGGCAAGGUCUUCAGUCACAGUUCAAACCUUAUCAAACACCAGAGAACCCACACGGGGGAGAAGCCCUAUGAGUGUGACGACUGUGGGAAAACCUUCAGUCAAAGCUGCAGCCUCCUUGAACAUCACAAAAUCCACACUGGGGAGAAACCCUACCAGUGCAAUAUGUGUGGAAAAGCCUUUAGGCGGAAUUCACAUCUCCUGAGACAUCAGAGGAUCCAUGGUGGGGACAAAAACAUUCAGGAUUCUGAACAUGGAGAGAACUGGGAAGGCCAGGUUAGAAUGGGAAACCAAUGGGAAAAUGUGGAAGCUUCCAUAUCUUAUCAAUGUAAUGAGUGUGACAGAAGCUUUACUCAAAAUAGAAGCCUUAUUGAACAUCAGAAAAUCCACACUGGUGAGAAACCCUAUCAGUGUGAUGCAUGUGGAAAAGGCUUCACCCGAACUUCAUACCUUGCUCAACAUCAGAGAAGCCAUGUUGGGAAAAGAAUUCUUUCCCAGUGA